Molecule: messenger RNA, 1259 nt
Organism: Lycium barbarum (goji berry)
Lineage: Eukaryota; Viridiplantae; Streptophyta; Magnoliopsida; Solanales; Solanaceae
Product: acetylajmalan esterase-like
Exons: 5
Coding region: 1-1146 (381 amino acids)
Molecular function (GO): hydrolase activity, acting on ester bonds
Source: RefSeq, a predicted model, not a curated record
AUGGCAUUGACCAUUCAGGUGCUUCUCUUACAAGUUCUUACCAUUGUUUUUUUCUUGGUUCUUUUGAAGAGUGACGCUCAGCUAAUGGUUGAAGUUCCUCCAUUGAUGAAAUGCAAAUUUGAUAAAAUAUAUCAGUUGGGUGAUUCACUUUCUGAUACUGGAAACUUCAUCAGAGAGAGCUUCCUCGGAGCAUUCUCUCCAUUUGCAAAACUUCCUUAUGGUCAAAACUUUCCCCAGAAUAAAUCAACUGGACGAUGUUCUGACGGUUUGCUCAUGAUCGAUUUCAUAGCACAGGGAUGUGGUCUUCCUCUGCUAAAUCCCUACAAGGAUCAAAAUGCGAAUUUUACACAUGGAGCAAAUUUUGCAGUAGCAGGAGCUACUGCUUUACCAACUGAAAUCAUGGUAGAGAAGAAGAUUAGUUCUAAUUCACUGAUCACCAAUAGUUCAUUAAGUGUGCAACUUGAUUGGAUGUUUUCUCAUUUCAAAUCCACAUGCUCUAGUGCUGAUUGCUCAGAAGACCUAAAAAGGGCACUUUUCCUGGUUGGAGAAAUAGGAGGAAAUGAAAUUAAUUAUGGUUUAUUGCAGGGUAAACCCAUAGAAGAGUUGAGAGCUAUGGUCCCUGAAAUUGUUCAGAUCAUUAUUAAUGCUGUUAAAGCAGUCAUUGGAUUUGGGGCUGUCCGAAUUGUUAUUCCUGGAAAUUUCCCAAUUGGUUGUAUACCAAAUUUGCUAACAACGUUUUCUACCACUAAUUCAACUGCCUACAAUGAGUACCAUUGCUUGAAAGAUUUAAAUAACUUAGCAAUCUUCUACAAUGAUCAUUUGCAAAAAGCCAUUCAAGACCUGAAGAAGGACUCUCCAAAAAUUAUACUCAUUUAUGGUGACUAUUAUAAUGCGUAUCAAUGGCUUCUGAAAGAUGCCACAAAUCUUGGAUUUGGAAAAAAUUCUCUACAAAAAGCUUGUUGUGGAAUAGGGGGAGAUUAUAAUUAUGACAAAAGUAGAAUAUGUGGAGCUCCUGGAGUGCCAAUCUGUGGUAAACCUGGUACUUUCAUAAGUUGGGAUGGAGUUCAUUUGACACAAGCAGCAUAUAAAUGGUUGACAAAAUGGCUAAUUGAUGACACGUUACCUAAAUUGAAUUGCCAAGUUUAGGAUUUCUUUUCUUUUUUCUUGGCAAAGUUCAUUAAUCAGAAUGUAUAUUAAAAUAGCCUUCUGAUUUCUUUCUCUGUAUAGAGCAGUGCAUAACCAAGACCAAGCAAUUUUCA